CAUCAAGGCAAGUGCGGGUCCUGACAAAAAGACAACCCAUCGAAUAAGUCAAAGUGAAAAAGUAGAACAGCAAAAAGUAGGAUUUAUGUCCAGUAGCUAGGCGAGCAGCAGGUCCUUAAGCAAGUUCUUGCAGGUAGUAACCUAGGGGAACUUGCUGUAGAAUAAGUCGGUUCAGGGGCGAAACUGAGACGAUGUGUAAGUAGAGCAAGAAGUAGAACUGUUUACACUACAACAUCGAAGCAAAAAUACAGGUUGGCAUUACAACAGUGCUUGUUUGAUAAAGAUACGCGAGGUUAUUUCAGGAACCGAGCCUGCUGUGUCUAUCUUCGGAAGAAACUACUCCACUAUGCCGUACUACGCGAACGGUACCGGCCGGGACUCCUACAUCCUGGACGUGAUUCGGGGCGGUGCAGACCACAAUGCGGGUGGAAAAAACCAAAAAUAUAACAAGCCCGUGUCCUUCUACCACCAGAAGCGCUCGAACGAUCGCAACGUCCUACCCGCGGAGACUAUCCAACGCAAGUAUAAUUCAGUCUCGGCCCUCUCGAAGCUUGCAAAACUGGUACAAUACAUAGGCUUGGAUGACAUGAUGUUCAGGGGUCAAAAAUCUGCUAUGCGUGUAGCGCCGCAGCGCCAUUCGUUUGCCUUGCGAAAAUGCGAUGUCCUGGUCGUGCGGAUGACGUAGAAGUUUCUCAGAAAUUGCUCAUGCCUGUCUCUGUAGUCCACAUGUGUUACUCUUACUUUCCUAGAAAUUGCAGCACAACUCCAAGACUCUUCCGGAGGGCCCAGCAGGAGCACAUAGUACUUUAGCGUUGGAUAGAGAUGGAGCGGUCGCAAAAGCUCGUUGGACCUUUUGCCUACACCACUGCCAACCUACUCAGCAUGAACAGCAGUCUGCGGGACAGUUUGAAACGGCCGCAGAGCGCCAUGCUGUUUGGAGCUGGCGCCUCGACGUCAAAUCAUACGUAUCCUGUGCAAAAGUAUCGUACUCGUACUAAUUGCAGCCAUGCAUGGCAGAUCUAUUUUCUAAGGGAAAACAGCAUUACAAAUUGCAUUUUUCUUCUUGAGCAAAUUUGUAAUGCAAUUUAUACUAGUACGAUGCUUUUGCAUUGCAUAGUACGACCUUCGCGGCAAUGUUUGGCAGCAAAAAGUCCUCGGGGUACUUAUCAAAAGGAAAAAUCCCCCCUCCCCUUAUCGGAAUGGAAAUCUGUGAUGCCGAAAGGGACGAACAGCCCGUAGACCUCCGAUGUGAUGCAGGAUUUGUGUACAGAAAUCGGAUUCGUCUUGCGGUAGAGGACUGCAGACAGAUACAAAGCCCGGAAAGGGGUGGCUUGGGGUAGGCACUUAGCAUGGCAGACCGCAGACGUCUGCCCUAGUAGCGUAGCAGCAUUACAAAUCGCCCGCGAAAUGCAGCGGAAGCCCUGGCCUUGCUCUCUUGCAAGACAGACGGGAUUUGUGGCCACAAAUCAGCAUCACAAAUUUCGAAAAGCGCACUUCUUCGAUAUGGGGAGGGGGGAUUUUUCCUUUUGAUAGUACUUGCCGCAGAGCAGCUGCGCGAGCUUGUCGAAGUUUUCCUCACCCGCGACAGCCGCCGUGGCGCACGCGCGCGGCCUGGACCAGAAAUUUCAGCCCGCGACGCUGAUGAAAAGCACCAGCACCGCGGCGCAGCAACUCAACGCCUUCUUCGAUGAUCAGAAGAGCGUCGUCAAACCAGGAGGUCGGAUUUUCAUCUAUCUCUACAUGAAAAAUAAUUGAGUCGUGACUAUGCCGUGUGCAACUGAGAUAUUUAGUUCAAUAAGUCCGCAGCACCUGGAAGUAGAAGCCGCUUCAUUUUUUGACAAGCAUUUUAUGAACAAACUUGUUGAAAAAUAAUGCGACGUAGUGGUGGAGAUACAUCACAUCCUCGAUUGACCAGCAGGGUGCAAUGAAACAACUGUAGGUCUCGCUUCGUCUGCCGAGAACACUCCAGCGACGGUUUUAAACGCGACGAUGCCGGGGGGCGGAUUUGUCUCGACCCAGAGUUUUUCCUCCGUGCCAAACCCAUCCACGAGAACGCCGCCAAGUCAGAAGGCCGGUCAGCCGCCAAAUUUCAGUACAUCCGGAAGGCAGACGCAUCAAAUCGUCCCUCGUGCUCAGUCUGCAGAUCCGAGGAUACGGGCCGCGGCAGCUCCUGUGCACAACAACAGUGAUUACAAUGGGAGCUGCGGUCGUCCGACCCCUGCGGCAAAGUAUCGAACAAAGCAAAAUCGGGUAGUUCGGUUCUUCGCAGCAGCGAUCAGCUCGAAGUUUGAUAAAGUUGGAGACAGAUUAUGCCGUCGGUCAUGUCCGAAGUGCAUUAUGAGUUCUCGCUGUGUUUCUACAGCUUUUAUGGUACAACUUCUCGCCGGCAUUCUGUGCCCCUCGUCGGCAAAUUCUUUCAAGGCAUAACAUAAAAGACCAUUCGGAGCAGGCACAGCCGACAAAAAUUAGUGCCACGACAGGCUCCUGUCGCUUUUCCUUGUACAGUAGGCGUUACGCACGACAAUGAAUAUCGAUGCAGGAGGUGAAGAAAGAGUUCUACUUUGCCACCGGUUUUUGUUCGAUAGAAAACCUGUUUUUCAGCAAACCCACCAGAAGCAACAGGCGGUUUUUCCGACCCUGUUACAGGGGGACAACAACAUGACGAUCAACCUGGAGCAUUCAUCCCAGCCGCUACCGCAGGCGCAGAAAACGUCGACGUUUCUCCUGCAGGACUUUGUGCCGAAGUCUAGUUUGAGCAGUUUCGAACGGGACCGCGUCGUGCCCCUCGAGGAUAUGCGCAGACUGUAUAAAAAACGGCCUUCGGGCUUAUUUUCUUUUUUUGGAUUUGAUAAGGUGAAAAUCCUCAUCCUCCAUGAGCCUGAGUUGUUGAAAAUAAAUAAUUGCUGACAUUCUAGUACAGCAGCGUCGAAUUUUUAUCGACUAACUUCAAAUGCGAGAAUGAAAAAAUCCACGAAAAAACCGCACAGGAAAGAGUCCGUCUUACGUGAGUGCCGGGUGUGAAUUCUUCAAAAUGGACCAGCGGGUUUGUAUAGGAUACUAUACAAUCAGCAGUUAACAGCACGGAGGAAUAGUAGCAGCACUUAAAAAACGAGCAUGCAGACGCUGACCAGUAUGUCAUGAAGAUGCGUCAGCUUCUUUUAGUCUCGCACUAGAGGAGGCUGUAUUGCAGCGUCACAAUCUGCCAUACUUUGAAAAAUUCACAUUUUUGCCUCCCAUACGUCCACCAAGGUGAAGAACGCAAGAAGCCUAAACAAGAAAAAAAAGCAGAAGCACCGAAGACUCUUGUGCAUGAUUGGCUGUGUCAGAAGUGAUACUUACAUGAUGAUAUAAACUUGCACCUGGUUCUUUGGCAGAACGAUAACUACAGACAUCUACACCUGUCGAGAGGGGGGAGCAGAGCCAUCGACCACGAACGCAUUAGGUCGUUCUGCGGAUAGAUACAUACUGCAGUUACUUCUUCCGCAUAGCCCCGCAGUUGGGUACAUCAUCAUCAUGAUGCUUUAUUGGGUCUGUCGUCGGGAGUUAGCAUUUUUUGUUGGAUAAAACUGCGCACCAUCCACGUGACGCAGAAGGAAAUGACGGAGCGGAUCUCCCGGCCGCAGAGUCGAUAUCAAAAAAAAAAUGUCUGGGUCUGGACACUUGUGAUGCUGGGUGGCGUCUCAUGAUGAGGCUACAAAUGCUGGCUCAGCAAGACAAGUUUCUGAGCUCCUAGGUGUUGCCUAUUCUGCAUGACAAACUGCGCUUCUGCAUCACAGAAAAGCGGAGCUCUUGGGUAACGUGCGUGACAGAUUCAAGAGUCAUGCCAGACAAGCAUGACAGACGUGAAUUCUUCCAGACCCAGACAUUUUUGCACUUGAUAGUCGAGAUAUGGUGUCGAUCAGGGUCGGGUCCCGGGACCGAUUGUAUCGCCAUUUCAACAGUAGCCGCAGAUCGCUGAACAGCACCAUCGAGUAACGGGACCAUGUGCCGCUGGAAAAUCCGAUAUUUUAGUUUUUUCUCUUCAGUACGACAUCAUGUCAUUGUUUUCAAGUAAAGAACUACAUUGAUAGAAAUUUCGCAAGUGGUGCAACUACUUGAAAGGUUGACCAUCAUUUUCCAAUCGAGUUUUUUUUGUCCUUUUCGGCCAGCAUUGUCAUUUUAUCGAAAACAAGUCAGGUUUCCUUCCUGUGAAGACUAAGGCGGGAGGGAAGAAGAAAAAAGUUUGUUAUUGUUUCACAAAUUGAUGAUAUCUCGAUUUUUUUGUCUUUUUCAGAUGUAAAAGACACCUGUAAAAUUACUAUUGUGCUUGUUGCAUACGACAACUUCGAUUUGGUGAUAUUGGUGAGGAAGAGGACUACUAUUGAAUGAACACGACAAAUUUUUUAGAAAAUCUGUUUUUUUUCGUAGUGUGCUUCGUUGUGAUCAAAGCAUUAGCAUGAUCGCCUCGUUGCACUAAAAAUGUUUUUCAUUUUCCUAGCCGCCCCCGGGCCAUUUCGAGAAGUGAUAGAUUUCUGGCGGCUUUUCGCAUGGAGUCUGAACCUGACGCUAAGCAGGCAGACAGGGGCCAGCUCCGGGUCUCGCUAAGAAGGCGACGUGUGAGAAGUCGGUGCAUAGCUUUUUAGAGAAGCCUAUGGCUAAGACAUUGUCAUGAACACAGAGAGCGUUUCAGUAGAGGAAAACACCGACUAUAAUACCAAACUGUACGAUGAGAUUGAACAACCGCGGAGUUCCUUCAAUAUAAUUGCUGCUAGAUGCAUCUUCAGAAGUCGUCAGAUUGCAGGCCGUUUUGCAGUUGUAAGCGUGUACUGGCGAGCAGGAUUGUUUUGACAUAUAUGAAACUUGAUGGAGCUCCU
Amoebophrya sp. A120 is the source of this 4853-nucleotide messenger RNA. NCBI's taxonomy places the organism in Eukaryota, Dinophyceae, Syndiniales, Amoebophryaceae. The record is from the annotation of a GenBank genome assembly.